This is a messenger RNA of Harpia harpyja (harpy eagle), 4833 nucleotides long. It is a transcript of the gene BCL2L13, whose product is annotated as BCL2 like 13. The transcript is spliced from 7 exons. The record is from RefSeq and is a predicted model, not a curated record. The coding region runs from base 248 to 1663 and encodes 471 amino acids. Lineage: Eukaryota; Metazoa; Chordata; Aves; Accipitriformes; Accipitridae. Gene Ontology annotation, biological process: regulation of apoptotic process; apoptotic process. Gene Ontology annotation, cellular component: mitochondrion.
CCCGCCCCUCCAUCAUGGCGGCGGCGGCGGCGGCAAAUUAGGGCAGAGCUCGCACCGCCUCGCGCGCGCGCGCGGGCGCCCACCACCCCCGGCGGACCGACCCGGAGCAGCGCCGCUCCUCGCCCGGCCGGCCCGCCCGCCCCCUCCUCCUCCUCCCCGCCCCCCGCGGCGCUUACAGUCUUCCUCAGUUACCCGGAGAAAACCCUACGUGCCCCAUAAGAACACUGCCGCAUUGCAAGCCAACCCGAUGGCGUCCUCUACUGCUGUGCCUGUAGGAUUUCACUAUGAAACAAAAUACGUAGUUCUCAGCUACCUGGGACUUUUAUCACAAGAGAAGCCACAGGAGCAUCCUCCUCCUUCAACUCAAGGGACUCAACAACAGCUUAUGACACAACAUGCUUUGGAGAAAGAGGCUUUGGAGAAGAUUAAAAUAGAAAUUGAGGAGGAGCUAAAACGUCUUGAUGAAGAAAUCUUGGAAGCAUUUACCACUACAGGAUUUGACUGCCACACUUCCCCAGUGUUCAGUCCUGCCAAUCCAGAGAGCUCAAUAGAAGACUGCCUGGCUCAUUUGGGGGAGAAAGUGUCCCAGGAAUUGAAAGACCAUCUGCACAAAGCACUGCAGAGCUUGCUUAGCAAGCCAGUGACAUAUCAAGAAUAUCGAGAGCGCACACAGGAGACAGCUGUUCAUGCCAGUGGAUGGAACAAGGUCUUGGUACCCCUGGUUCUGCUACAACAAUUUCUGGUGGAGUUAACCAGACGGGGCCAGGAACCACUGAGCGCGCUUGUGAACUUCGGGGUGACAUAUCUAGAAGACUAUUCUGCAGACUAUAUCAUUCAACAAGGAGGAUGGGGGACGGUCUUUACUUUGGAAUCUGAAGAGGAAGAGUACCCUGGGCUCAUUGCAGAGGACAGUAAUGACAUCUACAUCCUGACCAGCGACAACUCGGGACAGGUGAGCCCCCCGGAGUCCCCCACAGUGACCACGUCGUGGCAGUCGGAGAGCCUGCCCGUCUCCCUGUCAGCGAGUCAGAGCUGGCACACAGAGAGCCUGCCAGUCUCCCUGGGACCCGAGUCCUGGCAGCAAGUGGCCAUGGAUCCUGAAGAAGUCAAAAGCCUGGACAGCAACGGAGGGGGUGAAGAGAGGAGUGAGAACAACUCUUCCAACUCAGAUAUUGUUCACGUGGAGAAGGAAGAGAUACCGGAGGGGAUUGAGGAAGCAGUGGUGUCAGCUGUCACUGCAGAGACCAUGCAGGCAGCGUUUCCAGAAACUCCUGCUUCUUUACAGGAAGUAAAACCUCAAGCUGAAAUUGCUGCUGUUGAAAAAGCACAUCCCUCUGCAUUUCUGCGGGCAAAACAGGAGGAAAAGGGAAAAGCGGCUGAAGAGCUUGUUGAACCUGAAAUCCCCAUAUUAAGUAAACCUGUCCCAGAGCUAGCCCCAUCAGAAGAAAAGGCUGCACCAGAACCUGAGAAAAUACUCCUUCCAGGGGAAAAAAUAGUGGGGAAAGAGGGCCAUUUGGAAGAAAUAGAAGAGAAAUCCUCCGCUGCAGAGGAGAAACCUAUCUUAUUGCCAGAAGGGAAAUCUAUAUUGCUGUACGGUGGGGCUGCUGCGGUAGCUAUAUUAGCUGUAGCAGUCGGAGUAGCGCUGGCGCUUAGAAAAAAGUAACGGAGCUCUCUUGAGGAGGAGGAGGAGGGGGGAGACGGAAGAGAGCACGAUCCGAUUUUUGUAGUUGUGUUACCUAAAGGUUGAGCUGCCUGCUGUUUAAUUGGACAUUUGAGUAACUUAAUGGUGAUGGGGUGAGGUCGUUCAAUAAGCCUCCAGCUAUGGACAAUCAUGUUUUUAGUAGAAUUGGGGCGGGGACUGGUUUUUCGUGAUUAAAGUACAGGGGUAUUUUUAAAAAAAAAAAAAAAAAAAUUCUGCAAAUUUAAGAACUUAAGUGCAGGUGCUGAAGAAAGGGGUGCUUGUACUCUAGGAACUGGAACAGAGAAUCCCCAGGGGAAGGGGAGAGCCAGCUGCUGCCAACCCCUGGAGUUUUUGGCUUCCCAGACUGAGCGCUACUGCAGCUGUGCUGUCUUGUCACUCCCCGUUGUGCCCCUGAGCCCUCCCUAACAAACAUUAGUCAACCUGAGUCCUGUAGCGAGAGGCUGGUCUCCCUUUUGUCUCAGCUUCCUCUCAGGUACAGCACUGCUCCUCGUAACCUCACAGGUUCCUCCUAAGCCCCAUUGGGAGAGUGCUUAUUCUUACCUCUUUGCUUACACCGGUUUUGGCCCCUAACAUUUACUGGAGCCCCAUCCUGUAAAGAUGCUGCCUCUCUAUAGCUGUAUUAUUUCUGAGCAUCCUGGUGUUCCUGGGGGAGAGGUGCAGGACGGGGCUUUGCUUCAGCUGCCCAGGAGGGUGGGAGGGACACUGCUAUUUGCUGGUUUGAGAAUCCAUUUGCUCCGCUCCUGCCUGGCCCACUUUACUGCCACCCUUGAGGUACCAGAGGUGCAAAAUCCAUGCUGGACACAGUGCUGUUCCAAUCAGUACUCUGAUACCAGGGUAUAUUCAGCAAAGAUACAGCAAAACUACAUGGAAGUGAGGCCAGCACCUCCUGUGCAAUUCAAAGGAUAAAUGCUAUGCUGUCCUGUAUCAUGCUGCAGUCUGUAUCGUCUUUCCCAGGUUAAGCACAGAGUGUAUUUAGUCCUAACUUGGUCUUGGCUGUGACAAAAUCCCAGAUACAUAAAGCAAUGGAUUCUAGUAACUGAGCAAAACAGCAUUAAAUAUCUCCUCUAUCUGCCUGUUCCUGACCUGACCGGGAGUGUUGUUCAGUGCGAUUUCCUUUGUGACUCUGAAUCUGUAAUUAGCUAAAUUUACAGGUUCAGAAAUUACGAGAAGGUUACUUUGGCAAAAAGUAAAUCCCUCUCCCUGCUGUCACAACACUUCAAAUGUGUGUGGAGAGAAACCUUUUAAGUAUUGCCAUACGCGUUAGUUAACGUCAGAUCCAACUGCAAGUGGAUCUUUCAGUGUGCAUUUCAGUGUCUGUUGUUGUCCGUACUGCAGCUCUGUGGGCAAGACCUUAGGCUUUCCAGGCAAAACUACUGACGCAUCUCUGAGGGUUUGUGCUGGCACUGUAGCUUAGACCAGAUGGAGAUAGGUGAAAGGAAAAUCUGGAUAAUGUAAAAAUCAAAAUGUGAGCUUACAGGAAGCUUACCCUUCAUAAAGCACAAAGACAAGGUACUUUAUUUCUAAAUAACCUUAUCUAGAGUAUGUCUCCUAAUGAGCCUGUUUCUUAAGUGAUCUGAGAAUGAAUUGAUUUUAGCACAUUCUGUUUUAGGAUAUUCUCGCUACAUUUUCCUAUCCCACCUGUAUCGUGGGAUGCUGGGAAGUCAGUAAGAACCUGGCAGAUUCUGAGGAUUUUUUUUGUUUGUUUUAAGCUUUUAUGAGUGGAUUUUCUAGAAAACUUAUUGGAUUUUGAACUCUGUGUGUGAAGUUGAAUAUCAAAAGAGGAAGGAUUGUCGCAUAUGUACUGCUGUUGUGGACUGAACUCAGGCGCUCUGGAGUUCUGAACUUUACUGUUGAUCAUUGAUUGCCCUUUUUCCAUGUACAAAAGGUAGCAGGUUGGCCUUAACAGAAAAAGAAGCCCUUUACCAUGUUGCAAAAUGGAAUUGACUUUUUUUGCCAUUUCCUGGUGCCCUGCUGUUACUCUCAUUGCUGUGCUGUGCGCCCAGAACAGGUCACUGGGACCUCCUCACGCCAUGGACUCGCCGGUGUCUGCCUUCCCACAACCACAGUUCCCUCUCCUGGCCCCUCAUGGGAGCUUCUCGUGUGUGGAGAGGUGUCUUUAUGCUCCUUUUGUCAUGGAUGUGCAUGAAUGUUUACAGUUUUGCUUCAUUUCACGUGUCGCAACAGUGUUUAUCAACAAGUGACACAGUCUGUGAGGGUACCUGGUUGUUCCUAUGUGGCAAGGGCUGCUUUACUGCCCGGUAAGUCGGGGUAGGCCUGCCCCUCUCCUGCUCCUUUGCUGAUGGCUUCUGUUUCCUCUCUGGGCAUGUUCUCUGUGGGAGAAGGGCCGUUCUUAACCUGUUGUAUGUCCUCCUCUUACUGAAGAUGAUGCACCUACGUUUGGCACGUCCCCCAUCUGUAGCCAUGCAGCAGGUUACACAGAAGUACCCACGUGCACUCUGAAGCAGAGAUGGAUUUUGUGGACACUCUGGAUAACUUGUGUACAAACUGGGGAGUGGGGCUGGUGUUGUUUUAGCUCUUCUCUGUAUAUGGUUGUUCUAGUAGUAGUGUGGGAGACGGGUACAGGACAGACGAGAAAAUAAAUCCACACUGGCUAGGGAACAAGUCCCUAGCUUGUUGGCACAAGGAGCCCAGUGGGGCAUUAAAUAAAAAGUCUCGUCUUCUACCCACAGCAGUGAGAAGAAGGUGGCAGCAGUAGUAAGGAAAAGAAAUGAUUUUGUUUUGUUAAGCAUUUUCAUGGUGGGGCAAAAGCCUUGAUUAUCUGGUGUGUUGCUACAUUUAAUGGAGCAUCAGCUGCACCCUGUGUUUUGGUUGCUUGGUCUUUUCUUUAUAUUCUUCUCGUUUUAGGUUCUUAUAGAUUUGACAAGUCAGCCAGAAUUUGUACCCUCUUCUCCCCCAUCCCACUGACCACACGUUUAGAAAAUUUAUUGUAUGUGUCUCUUUCCUCUGGGAACACUCCAUUAGCUAAAAAAGGUCAGUUAUGGACUUGAAUUCUACUGAAUUUGGAGUCCUGUGGUCAGAGCUGGGACAGGCCCUGUGGAAGACACCGAAGGGUGGGUAACCUUAGAUGACAGCAUUCUUACAGACUUGAGUGCCAGGCUGCUUGCUCUAUU